AAAACUCUGCUUGCGUGGUUUUAGUGCUGUUAUCGGCAGUGAAUUUUUCAUAGAGAUGUUUUUAAAGCAGUCAUUAACCGAUGGCACGUGGAUAUAGUGAAAAUACAUUUUUGUAGCUCAACUGAUUCAUUUCUUCUGUCUAGAAAUGGCUGGGUUCUUGGUUACAGGACUUGUGCUCUUCUUGUUGGAGGUGAUAUGUGAUGGUGAGCCAACACACGCUGGGCCAGAAACAAUGGAGCAGCCCCAUGAGCAAGUCAAGCUCGUCUAUCCUACAUCACAAUGGGUGCUGAAGUUGUUUAACGACUCACUACCCUUUUCCAGAGCUGAGAGUUUCUGCAGAGGUCAGUUCAGCUCUCUGAUCGCCCUGGAAGAGUCAGAGGACAAGAAAGAGACCAUGGAGUUCCUUCAGCAGACUGGACUUCGCUCCCCAGUCUGGGUUAAAGAUCACCCCAGAGCAGAGUCCAAGCCGGUAGCUCUCUCCAGGCAGUAUUUAGAGUUCUCAGUGCUAAAAUUUCCAAAGGAAUCCCAAGAAGGCUUUGCACGUGUCAGAGUGUCUUUUCCCGCCAUGUCGUCUGUCAGCGUGUGUGUUCGGGUUCAGUGGGACACAGAGUGGACUGACGUAUCAACAGUCUUCUCUUACGCUGCACCUGUUUUGACCAAUGAGUUCCAGAUGCGAGGCCGAGUGGACACACAGGGUCGUAUCCACCUGGCCCUCAUAAUCCACGGAAAACACUUUCCAUACAAGGCAUCCUUUGCAAAUGACGGUGCAUGGCAUCACAUCUGCGUCACAUGGAGUAGAAUGAGCAAACAUUGGGCUAUAUAUGUGGACGGAGACAGGAAAGACACGGGCUCUGGUACUGAUAUGGACAGGGAGAUACACGGUGAUGGUAUUCUUAUCCUGGGUCAGGACCAAGACUCAUUUGGAGGAAAUUUCACAGAACCAUUUUUUGGGAACAUCACUGACCUGAAUGUAUGGAACAUUUCUUUGGACACGAGGCAUGUCCGUGCCUUGAAUUUGUGUUCGCCCACAAAACAGGAAAAAGUUUUCAGCUGGAACCUCAGCCUCAUAGACAGCCAUCAUGUGGUCAAAGAGGUGAAGGCCCCUUUGUUCUGUCCAGCAGUGCUCCAGCAGAUGGAGCUCCAGGGCUGCAGGACGUUGCAGGGCUGGUCAGAUCAGCUGCCAUCCUUCAGCUGGACGGACUGCUCUGAUCUUCUGCCUUUCAUCUGCAGGAGCAGCCGAGAGCGGCACCACAGGAUGGAGCAGAUCAGUAAGUCUCAGAGCAGCCAGCCUUCUGCCUUCAUGAACCAACUGAUGAAGCUUUCCAACAGGAGCCAGUCUGAGUUGGUGCUUGUGCAGCAGCCAUCAGAGCUGGACAGCCUGGCCCAGGCUGCAGCCUUGCUCAACGCCUCCAUCCAGGCCCUGGAAGACACGCAGCAGGACGGCCUGCAGCCAGCCGACAUGGUGACGCUCAUCCAGCUGCUGACACUCACUGCUGACGUCUCCUCUGAACCAUCAGUCAGCGCUGAAAACAGUAGCAGUGACAACAUCCAGGAGCUCAGUCAGCACUUCAUCAGCUUGGCUGACAGCAUCAUCAGUGAAGACAAUGCAGACAAGUGGCAGGCUAUCAAAGAGGUGGUGAACGGUCCCAUGGAUGUUGUGAAGAGUGUGGACCGGAUGGUGAUCCGCUUGAGUCCAAGUUUGACAGCAGAGACUGACCAUGUGACCAUUCACACUCCCAAUAUCAAAGUGGAGCUGCAGCAACAAAGACUGGGUGAAGGAACUAGAGUGGAGAGUUUCUGUGGGCCUGAGUCAGAGACUCUCAACCUUCCAGACUGCAUUUCUGUUCCACAUCAGAAGAUACAAGAUCUGCAGAACAAUGGCUUCUAUAAGAUCACCUUGGUCAACAUGUGGUAUGGCUCUCUCCGACCUCUUUUCAAUCCAGAGGAGAACAUCACCAAGGAGCCUACGGUCACUGACGGCACACAAAGGUAUCUGGGCACUGUGCUGGGCUCUGCUGUUAUAUCCUCCACUGUGCUGGGAGAUGACCAGCCAGUCAGCAUGGCCGUUCACUUCCAGCUCCAGCACAAAGCACAGAAUUCCGUUGAUGCUCUGUAUGAUCCUGUGUGUGCAUUCUGGGACUUUGAUCUUACGCCAGAGGCCGGUGGGUGGUGGAAUACAAGAGGCUGUGAGCUUGUGUCCAAACAUUAUGGAUACACAGCAUGCUACUGCAACCACACCACCAAUUUCGCUGUGCUACUGCAGGUUUACGAAACUCAGAGGAGCCCAGAAAACGAAAAAGCUUUGCAGGUGCUGACGUUCAUUGGCUGUGGAGUGUCUCUGUGUGGCCUCCUCUUCACCUUCAUCCUCUUCAUUGCUGUGGGUGUCCCCAAAUCAGACCGAACCACUGUCCAUAAAAACCUGAUAGCCGCUCUGGGCCUCGCUGAGCUGCUGCUGAUGUGCAGCGACUGGGCUGCAGAAAAUCAGGCUGCAUGUUUCCUGGUGACUGCUCUGCUUCAUCUCUUCUUCAUGGCAUCCUUCUGCUGGAUGCUAGUUGAGGGUCUUCUUCUUUGGAGCAAAGUGGUUUCUGUUAACAUCAGCGAGGACCGCAGGAUGAGGCUCUACUACAUCAUAGGCUGGGGACUACCUGCUCUGAUAGUUGGACUAACAUUGGUGAUAUCAAGAGGCAAAUACAAGUCACAUGAUCACUGCUGGCUCAGUGUGCAAACUGACACCAUCUGGGCCUUUGUGGGUCCGGUCAUAUUUGUCUUGACGGUCAAUGCAGUUGUGCUGUGCCGCGUUGUCAUGGUGACCGUUUCCAGCGCUCAUCGCCGCGCUAAGAUGCUCAGUCCAAGCUUUGCAUCGAAAAUGCAGACCUUUGACCUCACUUGGGCUGUGACCCGUCCAGUUCUCAUCCUGCUGCCGGUUCUGGGUCUGACGUGGAUGUGUGGCGUGCUGGUCCAUCUAUCUGUGGUUGUCAGCUACGUCUUCAUUAUCCUCAAUUCCUUCCAAGGGCUGUAUAUCUUCUUAGUGUAUGCUGUUUACAACAGUGAGGUGAGGAAUGCCAUAAAGAGGAUCAAAGAAAAGAGAAAGGCUCUGUCUUUCACAAACUGCUCUCAGCCCACCAGCUUCCUUCCCUCCCAAAAGGUUCCAACAACCUCCUGGAGCCGGAGCCCCCCAACCUCCUCCAGCCGAGAAACAAGUGAGACCUCUGGACCCCUCAGCUCCACUUCCACAUCACUGGUCAUCAAGAACGAGAGUUUUAAAAAGGAAAACGUUGUCAGUUUCUCUUUGAGACACUCAUCAGGAAACCAAGUGGUGCAGCUGACUGGGUUUAAACCAUCAGGUUGUUGAGCUGCAGAUGGGGAGACUCGCCUCUGUACGAUACACACACACACACAUGAUGGAGAGCAAGAGGACAAGAAUGGAAAGAGGAAUCUCCAUCUUCUCCCACAGUCAUCUACUCAACUGAACCCAUCAACUCAUCACUUUCCUAAUAACUCAGCAAUGUAAUAUUUUACAUUUCUCCAUCAAGUAGUGAUGAGACUUAAACUCUCAUUGAUGAGUUUGAUUCAUCUUCCCAACGCUCCGAAGCACAACACUUUUUACAUUCUUCAGAAACAGAAACGUCUGGACACUGUAAGUAGAAACAGGACUUGGCUCAUCCAUCCUGUAACAGGCAGUGUGGACCUGGACCGAUGCACCACUAACUCACUUUAAAGCAUUUUUGUAGUUUAACAUUUGUAUUUCUACUUGACACAAUUUCCUGUGGUCUAAAGAGACAGGAUGCAGGUGUGAGAAUAGUCAUUAUCUUACCAGCAGUCAGAGUCGACGUAGUUACACUUCCAAUCAGAAGUUUACAUACACUAAUCCUCCGGGUCAAUAGCACCAGUCCAUUCACCAUGUAAUUGUGGAAUUUGAUAUUUCAUAAACAAAAAUUUGCUUUAUGGAGACUAGACAAUUUGAAAAAGAAAAAUACUCAUGUUAUUAAAUAAGAAAUUUUGGUGUAAGGUGUUUUUUUGUUUCUUUCUUUUUGCCCAUAAUCAAAAUGUAUUUAUGUCACAAAACUACAAUGGAAACAUUUUUUUGGUAUCACUGAGGGUAUCAACAACCAUAAAGAUCAAGAUGACAGGAAGCAGUUGGACAGUGGCUUCCCAUGUGUUUUAAUGACUGAUUGUGUGAACCAUUUUAUUCACGUGAUUUUAAUUGCACACAUCUCCAAUGGGAAGUUUUGCACACGUCUCCAAUGGGAACACAGCUUCAGUAACAUAAACCCCACCGAUAUUUAUCUCAUUUGCAAAUUAUAAAUAAAUAACACACAUUCUGGACCCGUAUUUACUCCAAAACCAGUUUCCAGUUCAGUUUGGGAUCAUCGUCCUGCAUGAAUCUUCAGUUGGUUCUCUUGUUUCAACUUUUCAGAUGUUUAUUAGAAGUGUAGUUGAAGAGUUUGAAGAUAGUGCUUUAUCCAUUUUCCUCCUCCUGCUUUGUGGACACAUUAGUAACACUGGCAGUAUGACGCCACCAACACCGUGCUCAAAAGAUGGUGCAAUGUUCUCUGGUUUAAAACGCUCGGCUUUUCUCAUCCAUUCCUAUUUCUUGUCAUUUUAUUCAGACCACUCAGUCUUUGUCUUGUCUGAAUGAACUUUGACCUGCCCAAGAAAUGAAAAUUUCACUAUGAAGUUAAAGAGGGACAUUUUCCUUCUCAGUUCAUGUUGGUGUUUCAUACUGCAGACAUUCUGGCACCUUCCAUUCUGUGAUAUCCUUGAUUCUUUAUGAUUUCUUGGUUGUUUCCAAAAAUUCCAAAACAUUAUUCUGAUGCAUGAAACAAGAAUCGGAGAAACACUGCAUGAAAUUCAGGCUUGUUCACACAAUUAUUCUUUCUCAAAUAAAUUGAUUUUUUGCCAGCUAAUCUUCCACUUUGAGAAAAGAACAGUUGGAAUUCAAUUGAUUCUGAUGAUGAGUGUAUGUAAGCUUUUCACUGGCAAGAAUAUUAUCAUGUAGUCUUAACCAGCAAGACUUACAUUUGUCAGCUUUACAUCAGUUUGUCUCUGCUUCAUACUCUGUAUGACGUAUUGAUGAAACAACCGUACAGUAACCUGUCUGAGAGCUUAUGUUGACAAACAUCAAAAUGUAAUAAAAAAUGUUGAAAUAAAGUACAGAGCAGUCAGCUGACGAGCUAACACCCCA
Molecule: messenger RNA, 5185 nt
Organism: Poeciliopsis prolifica (blackstripe livebearer)
Lineage: Eukaryota; Metazoa; Chordata; Actinopteri; Cyprinodontiformes; Poeciliidae
Gene: adgrd2
Product: adhesion G protein-coupled receptor D2
Exons: 25
Coding region: 146-3352 (1068 amino acids)
Biological process (GO): adenylate cyclase-activating G protein-coupled receptor signaling pathway; cell surface receptor signaling pathway
Cellular component (GO): membrane
Molecular function (GO): G protein-coupled receptor activity
Source: RefSeq, a predicted model, not a curated record